Dendronephthya gigantea is the source of this 2178-nucleotide messenger RNA. RefSeq names its product zinc finger MYM-type protein 1-like. The coding region runs from base 58 to 2112 and encodes 684 amino acids. The record is from RefSeq and is a predicted model, not a curated record. Lineage: Eukaryota; Metazoa; Cnidaria; Anthozoa; Malacalcyonacea; Nephtheidae. The transcript has 3 exons.
CUCGAAAGAUUCUUUAACUCGAAAGAAAAAAAUUAUUAUCAAAACUAUUUAUUAAUCAUGUCAGAUCUUUACAACGCCGUGAGAUGUGCUUUGGAGAAAGACGAUCGGCAAUAUCUUAAAACUAUCGAGGCCGAUCUGAAGAAGCGAAUAGACGCCGCAGCAAAGCGUUCAACUGAGCAACUACUAAACGAACUGAACAACACCAGCUUUUGCCUCACGAGAAAUUUUGCUGCGGAAUCGUACAUCCCGACGUCUGUUCGGAAGGCAACAAAGAAAUUUUGUACGGCCUUAAGAUCUGACACUACUGGGAACUGCUUGUAUAGCUCUGUGUCCUUGGUAGAAGUGGGUAACAAUAGCCUAAUGGAGCUAUUGAGAAUUUUGACCUCCAUAGAGCUCUACCUUAAUGCUGAUUUUUAUUCUCAGCACCCUUGUUUUUCUUCUGCUGUGGAAGAACAUGCUCAAUACUUCAGCCAAAGUAUCAAUAACCUUUUACCAUUGUCUGUUUCUAAGGAAUGUUUAGAUACUGGUUGUAUGAAAGAUGACUUGGUUAGACAGGAAGCUAUACUUAAUUGCAGUGAGAAGAAAUGGUCAUCCUUUCUCUGUAUAAUGGGUCUUGCUUCAGUUUUGAAUAGGAAUACUUUCACCUAUUAUCCUGAUUGUGGGCAACAAAGAAGUAAAUUGCUAUUUAAUCGCAUGAUUCAACCACGCUUAACUCCAAAGAAAGGUUUGGAUGAUCUUCAUAUUUUGUUUUGUUAUGAAGGUACUGUAACUGCUGGAAAAACCAUCCAGCCAAAUCAUUUUGUUCCUCUUAUCUUUCAUCAACAGCAGUUGAAAAGAAAGUCGACAGCUGCUUGUCCACAAGUCACUGCCAAGAAACCUAGACCGACUCUUAUUUUUCAGAAAAAGGUCUCUAAUCCCCCAUCUAACAUUUCUAAGUUUUUUAAGGUGACAGAGAAAUCUGCUUCAAAACCAAAAGAGCAAUUAAAUAACAAUAAACCCAGCACUUCAACCAACACAAAACCAAAUAUCUCAAAAGCUGAUAUAACACCUAAUGCACCAAAGGUUGAAUCACAUGGUACCAAUUUUGAUGUUGCAAUGUACCGGGACAUGGUGGGAGGUAUGAACUCAUCUGAAAUCUGCAAUCUCAUCAGAAAUGUCUUUAAACCUGAUAAGAAGUAUUCCUUUCCAAAGACCAAUGGCAGAAGCUUCAGGUAUGAAUGGCUAGACUUAUAUCCCUGGCUUUGUUAUUCCCCUUUGAAGGAUGGUGCAUUCUGCUUGUCAUGUGUUCUGUUUGGGGAUCGUUUUCCUGGUAAAGCUUUAAAAAUUAAAAAUUUAUUUUCUGAGCCUCUUCGUCGUUGGAGUGGUACAUCAUACACUCUGAAAAAUCAUGCUGGACAUGGUACAGGAGGAGAAAUGGGCCUGCAUGCAUGUACAUUUCCCAUACUAACAUCUUUACUUUCCCAGAUGUCAGGGAAGGCGCAGCCUAUUGAGCUCAUUUUAGAUACCAACCUCAAGAAAGAGAUUGAGGAUAACAGAAAGAAACUUGCCCCAAUUGUGGAUUCAGUAAUUUUUUGUGGCCGCCUUGGUUUACCAUUACGUGGUCACCGUGAUGACUCUAAAUACCAUCCUGACGUUGGCAGUUACUCUACAGAGAGAGUUGGUAAUUUUAUUGAGUCUCUUAAUUUUAGAGUUCGUGCAGGGGACAGAGUUUUAGAGGAUCAUUUGAAGAACUGUGGUAAAAAUAAAACUUAUAUCUCAAAAACUAGCCAAAAUAAAAUUAUCAAGUGUGUUGGACAGGUAAUAAGUGAGCAGAUUAUUCAAGAUAUUAAGGCCAGUAAAUUCUAUUCCAUCAUUGCAGAUGAGGCUGCAGAUUCUUCUCAUAAGGAGCAAAUGUCUCUUGUUUUACGUUUUGUAGAUAUUAACAUGAAUAUUCGAGAAGAAUUCAUUGCUUUCCUUGAAUGUAGAUGGGGAUUAAGUGGUGAACAACUUGCCAAGCUGAUCCUAGAAGCACUUAAUGACAUGACUUUAUCCAUUGAUGAUUGUCGAGGACAAGGCUAUGAUGGUGCAGGUGCUGUCUCAGGGCACAUAAAUGACACGCAACAUGCCUUUUGAAGAAAAUGUCCGUAAUUAUCCUGAGAGAGAAAGUCGGAAGACAAAGCUGGUAGAUGUUUGUCGGAC